CAACACACGCAACACAACACACGCGGCAUGUGGGGCCAGCAGAAGAAGAGCGGGUGCGAUGGCCAGUGCUGCAGGCACGAGCCCGCAAACCCAAGCUUGCACCGCGCACACCAGCAGUACUCCAGUGCCACCGGCAGAGGCGCAGGAGGCGCCGGCAGCGGCACCGGGCCAGAUCCCUUUGUGCACGACAAGUCCCAGCUCCCCGGCUUGCGCGGCCUUGCGGUGCGGACGAACAUUGCCGAGUUUGAGGCCCUGCUUCGCGCAGGCCAGUUCCCCUUCACAGGCAACGUGGACGGCACGACCUUGCUGCACACGGUGGCGGAGUUUGGCAUGCUGGAGCACGUCAAGGCGCUGGUGGCCAAGGGCGCGGACGUCAACGCCAUUGACGUGCGCGGCGUGACGCCGCUGCACAUUGCCACGCAGUUCGGACAUGAGGAAGUUGUGGAGGAGCUUGUUGCCUCCGGCGCCGACAUUGCGCUGGAGAUGAAGGGCAACACGGGAAGCAGCGUCCUGUCCCAGAUGCUCGGGCUGUCGCACGCGCCGCGGGCCAUCGACGUCGCCAAAACGGUGGCACAGGACAGCAACACCGACGCAGACACACGCGCAGCAGCACUUCGCAUUCACGACAAGCUGGACCGCAUCUCCUGCUCGUCCUUGCCGGAUGGUUCUCCCUCUUCCUCCUCUUCUUCUUCGUCUCUUGCUUUCUGUAACCUCGAAGCCUGCACCAUCUCCUAGCAUGCACGUGCCAUGGGUGUGUGUGUGUGUGUGUGUG
Salpingoeca rosetta is the source of this 772-nucleotide messenger RNA. RefSeq lists its product as uncharacterized. The record is from RefSeq and is a predicted model, not a curated record. The transcript has a single exon. Gene Ontology annotation, molecular function: protein binding. Lineage: Eukaryota; Choanoflagellata; Craspedida; Salpingoecidae. Bases 28 to 735 code for a protein of 235 amino acids.